Oppia nitens is the source of this 3433-nucleotide messenger RNA. Its product is annotated as cytoplasmic aconitate hydratase-like. Gene Ontology annotation, cellular component: cytosol; mitochondrion. Bases 305 to 3337 code for a protein of 1010 amino acids. NCBI's taxonomy places the organism in Eukaryota, Metazoa, Arthropoda, Arachnida, Sarcoptiformes, Oppiidae. Gene Ontology annotation, molecular function: 4 iron, 4 sulfur cluster binding; aconitate hydratase activity. The transcript has 14 exons. Gene Ontology annotation, biological process: tricarboxylic acid cycle; citrate metabolic process. The record is from RefSeq and is a predicted model, not a curated record.
GUACAGUAGUGUAGUGUACAGUACAGUACAGUAUAACUGUUAUACAAAUGAGGAAAUAUACAUAUUAUAUAAUAAAGAAGUAAUAAAAUUAAAAGCAAUUGUGGUUAGCAUUAGAUUAUAAGUAUCAUAAUUGGUUGUCAACACAAAGUAUAGUUGUCACUGUUAUAACUUAUUUGCAAACUUGUAGUCAAUAGUCGAUCACGUAUUCACUUUUAACAGUAUUUCCUAUUAAAUGAUAAACAUUUAUAUUAAUUUGUUUAUUGCUAUUAUAUAGUCAUUACGGGGUUAUAACAGCAAUCAAGAUAUGUCAUCAAACGUAAAUCCGUUGUCAUAUUUACUGAAGAAUAUUGAAUUGGAUGGCAAUAACUAUCAAUAUUAUGAUAUCUCUACUCUUAAUCCAUCAAAAUAUGAAAGACUUCCGUUUAGUAUUCGUGUUCUUCUGGAAUCAGCCGUAAGAAGUUGUGAUGGAUUUCAAGUAAAGGAAAAAGACGUCCAAAAUAUAAUUGAUUGGGAAAUACAACAGAAAUCAAACGCAGAAAUACCAUUUAAACCAUCGAGAGUUAUCUUACAAGACUUGACAGGAGUUCCCGCAGUUGUCGAUUUCGCUGCAAUGAGAGAAGCAUUUGCCAAACUCGGUGGUGACGCCAACAAAAUCAAUCCUUUAUGUCCGGCAGAUCUGGUGAUUGACCACUCAGUUCAGGUGGACUUCUCGCGAACUGUGUUACAAAAAACGGCAAAAUCAAGUGAAGUGAUAAAUGCUAUUUGCGAUGACUGUGCCGGUAGUGGUCAGUGCGCUCUCGCAAAAACAUUAUCAAAAAAUUCAAUUCCCCUUAAGAGACAUCCACUUUCAAAUGGAUUAUCUUUGAACUCAACUCCUUUGGAAAGCUGGCAACCAUUGAGACCACACAUAUCACAUACUCCUAACAAUAAUAAAGAUAGUCUUAAAGAGCAGUUAAUCCCGAGUAUUGAAAAUCUAAGCUUAAAUAAUGGGAUCAAUCCAUACGCAGACUCUAAAUUGAAACAUAAGACCUGUCCCUUUCAUCGACUUAAGUCAUUGGGUGCCGAAGCUCUUCAUCGGAAUGAAGAACUAGAAUUUGAACGAAACAAAGAGAGAUUUGAAUUCUUGAAGUGGGGGGCAAAUGCUCUCAAGAAUACGACUAUUAUUCCUCCCGGUUCUGGAAUCUGCCAUCAGGUGAAUCUCGAGUAUUUGGCACGAGUUGUCUUUAAAAGCGAUGACAAUAUAUUAUAUCCGGACAGUGUUGUGGGACUAGACUCACACACAACAAUGAUUAAUGGUCUCGGAGUAGUUGGUUGGGGUGUCGGUGGCAUUGAAGCUGAAGCAGUAAUGUUAGGUCAGGCUAUAUGUAUGGUUUUACCAGAAGUUGUGGGAUAUAAGUUAGUGGGAACACUUCCUCCAUAUGCAACUUCAACUGAUGUUGUUUUGACUAUAACUAAGAAUUUGCGACAACUCGGUGUCGUCGGAAAAUUUGUUGAGUUUUACGGACCGGGAGUUUCUGAACUGUCUAUAGCAGAUCGGGCAACCAUUGCAAACAUGUGUCCAGAAUAUGGAGCUACCAUUGGUUUCUUUCCAACCGAUGAGAAAACUUUCCAAUAUUUAACAAAAACUGGUCGUCCGGAAGAUGUUAUAAAAUAUGCCGAAACUUAUUUAAGAAAAGUAAAAAUGUUUAGAAAUGAUUACAAUGACAGCAAUGAAGAUCCUGUGUUUUCUCAAGUCAUUGAACUUGAUUUGGGAUCUAUUACUCCCAGUGUUAGUGGACCUAAAAGACCUCAUGACAGGGUCUCGGUAUCGCAAAUGAAAGAGGAUUUCCAACAAUGUUUGACCAAUAAAAUUAGUUUUAAAGGAUUUGGCAUUUCUAGUGAUAAAACAAAAGCAUGCAUUCCUUUCAUAUUUGAUGGAAAAGAGUAUACUCUUUCUCACGGAUCUAUUGUUAUAUCAGCCAUCACUUCGUGUACAAACACAAGCAAUCCUUCAGUAAUGUUGGGUGCGGGUUUGUUGUGCAAAAAGGCUGUAGAAAAAGGUUUAUCAGUUGCACCUUAUAUUAAGACAUCAAUGUCUCCGGGAAGUGGUGUUGUCACUUAUUAUCUUAAUGAAUCCGGAGUUACUCCUUAUCUGGAAAAAUUGGGUUUUGAUAUCGUUGGCUAUGGAUGUAUGACAUGUAUUGGUAACAGUGGGCCACUUCCCGAACCAAUAGUCGAGGCUAUAGAUAAAGGAGAUUUGGUGGCUGUGAGUGUACUUUCAGGAAAUCGUAAUUUUGAGGGUCGAGUACAUCCCAACACUCGGGCUAAUUAUUUGGCAUCACCUCUAUUAGUAGUGGCUUAUGCUAUCGCUGGAACUGUUAAUAUAGAUUUUGAAACUGAGCCUUUAGGUAAAGACACAUCUGGUAAUGAAGUCUUCUUACGGGAUAUAUGGCCGCAAAGACAAGAGAUUCAUGAAAUGGAACAGAAGUGUGUUAUUCCCGGAAUGUUUAAAGAAGUUUAUUCAAAGAUUCGCUACGGAAAUGAACGUUGGAAUCAAUUGAAUGCUUCUAAUAAUCUUCUUUAUGAAUUUGAUCCAAACUCUACAUAUAUAAAAUCUCCGCCAUAUUUUGAUGGAAUGAAGGCUAAACUAUCUAAAAUUGAAUCCAUUCAUAAUGCAAGAGUGCUCUUGAAUUUAGGUGAUUCCGUCACAACUGAUCACAUAUCACCUGCCGGUUCUAUUGCACGUAACAGUCCGGCCGCUAAAUAUCUGAUGGAAAGGGGAAUCUCUCCGUCAGCUUUCAAUUCGUACGGUUCUCGCAGAGGUAACGAUGCAAUUAUGACAAGGGGUACAUUUGCUAACAUACGUUUGGUCAACAAAUUAAUGAGUAAACCCGGACCAUACACUUUGCACAUUUCUACUGGUAAAGAGAUGAGUGUAUUUGAUGCCUCAGAGUUAUACAAAUCUGAGGAAAUACCUCUGAUUAUAAUUUGUGGUAAAGAGUAUGGAUGCGGUUCAUCACGAGAUUGGGCAGCAAAAGGACCUUAUCUUUUGGGUGUUAGGGCUGUUAUCGCUGAAAGUUUUGAACGCAUUCAUCGCAGCAAUUUGAUUGGUAUGGGAAUCAUUCCCUUGCAAUUCAUGAACGGACAAAACACUGAGUCUUUAGGAUUGACGGCUAAGGAGUUGUAUAGUAUUGACAUUCCGGACAAUUUAUCGACAAGACAUAGGAUUUCAGUUAAACUGGAUAACGGAAAAAGCUUUGAAGUGAUUAUGCGAUUUGACACAGAAGUAGAACUCGAAUACUAUAGAAAUGGCGGUAUUCUUCACUAUAUGUUACGACAACUCCUUAAUAAACCAUAAAAAUGUUAUAAAAUAACUUAUUUUUCAAAAUUGUUAUUAAAUAUUAUUUUUAAAUGUCUAAUAAUUUUAUAUAUAAUAAAUUGGCUAAAAUGACAA